Messenger RNA from Maudiozyma saulgeensis, 2745 nucleotides. NCBI's taxonomy places the organism in Eukaryota, Fungi, Ascomycota, Saccharomycetes, Saccharomycetales, Saccharomycetaceae. The record is from the annotation of a GenBank genome assembly.
AUGUCUCGUUAUAUGGAUAAAAUAGAUAAAGAAUUUAUUGAUGCAUUAUACCCAAAAUAUUUAUUAAAACAACCCAUUGCAUUAGAGCUAUGGUCUCAAUAUUAUGAGCAUAAGAAAUUAUUCCAUAAAUCUGCUAACAGUCAGUUGUGCAACGCUAAUUCUAAUGAUUCAAGGUGUAACUCUAAUGGUCUACCCAUCGGUAAGGAUGUCAAAUCUACCAAUGAAUUAGAUUCAUUUUAUAUCAAUCAACUAUCUCCAAAUACAAGAAAAGAAAUCUGGCAAAAGCUAAUGAAAUUGGGUGUUCUAGGGACCGUUCCAUAUGAAUCAGCUAGUGAUGAAUAUAUCGUUCAAUUAUACAAAUAUUUCUAUUUAGGUAAAAAUUCAGGAAAGUCAAACAUGACAGACAGUGCAGCUAUUAGCAUGACCUCUCCAUUUUCUGAUAACCUUGAAGUACCCAACAAGAUACGUGUCGAUGUUAUCUCCCAGAAGGAUGACAACGAAAUCAACAAUGAUGAAAAUGUUGUUGAUGAUUUAAUACAAGAAUCAAGAUUUUCUUCAGGUAAUGGCAAUAGUGUACCUUCAGCUACUGAUAGGUUACAAACAGAUAAUAAUUUAUCUGAAUUAUCAGAUGAGGAUAAUGAUCAAGAUUGUUUAUAUUAUUCUAAUCUAGGGGAGACUAAAAUACCUUGCAAACUGAAAAAAAAUAAUACUCCAAUGGAUAUAUACGAAACUUUAGACUAUCCACUACCGACAUAUUGGAUACCACAACAAGGAAAUAGUGUACUAAUAUCUAAUGAUGGUAUAUCUAGAAUCUCCCCAAACCCACAUUGGAAAUCUUAUAUGAAAAUUGAAACAUCCGAAAAUAUGAGCGCUUAUGGCAGACAUCGAAUGAGGGAUUCUGAAAUAACUGUUACUGGUCAAAAAUAUGAAUACGCUACAACGUGGGCUAAUAAUAGCGUCUCCCUUCCCAAUGUUGGUAUAUAUUACUUUGAAAUAAGAGUUCUUAACGUAAGCAGUUCACAGGGCGGUGCAAAUAGUAACAUCCUUAUAGGUUAUAAAUUAAAACCUUUUAAUAAUGAAGAAGAUGACGAAGAAGGUACUGAUAAUUUAAAUAUGGAUAAUGCUAUGAUAGAUAAUUCUGUAUCAUCUGUUCAUUUUAUGGAAAUGGGUGGUAGAUCAGAUGAACAUGGUGACAGUAUCGAAUCUCAUAAUGAUGUCAGACCAUUUAUUACAGAACCGAAUGGUUUCCGAGAACCAAACGUAAGAGGUAGUUCUGACGGUAUAUCCGCAAUUCGUAACAAUGCUGGUUCCAUAGCUGGGUUCUAUGCAUACUCUGGUUAUGAUGGUAAAAUUUCUAGCCCAAGGCAAAUAUCAGGCUAUAAUGAGCCAUAUGGAAGAGAUGAUGUUAUUGGAUGUGGGGUUAAUUUUAUUGAUGGUACUAUAUUCUACACCAAGAACGGUGUUUAUUUAGGAAAUGCAUUCCGUGAUGUGCAAGAUAGUGAUUUUGUACCUGCAAUAGGGUUGCGUCCCGGGAAUGCAGUGAGAACAAAUUUUGGUGUUUAUGAAGAGUUUGUAUUUGAUAUCAUGAAUUACCAAAAUAAUUGGAAAUUAAUGGCAUAUGAACACGUUUUUACAUCAUUAUCGAAUGGAACCAAUAAUGAAACUAAAACCCCAAGACCUUCAUCUAAGAAUGGAUUAAAUAGAGGGAAAAUUGGAAUAUCAGACAGUUCAAGCGAAUCGGAUAACGAUGUUGACGAUGAUGACGAUGAAGAAGAAGAUGUUUCUAUGAUUGAUGUUGAUGAUACAAAUGAGAGUGGAACAAAUAGUAAUAAUAGAUCGAAGAAUAAGGAAGGCUCAACUGAAACAGGUGUAAAUACUCCAACAAACGAUAAACCGUUUCUAUUAGAUGUUGAUUCAAGAAUUUCUAAUGGAAAAAUGAUCAAACCUGCCACUAAUAAGAUAAAUGAAAUAUCUGCUGAUAAUGAUUCAAUUCCCUCCAUGUUAAACGUAUUGAUAAAUGAUUAUUUAAUUCAUGAAGGUAUGAUUGAUGUUGCAAAGGGGUUUUUAACUGAUUUACGUAAAGAUACUAAUGGUAUGGAUAUUGAAGAAGUUAAUUCACUUGGGUUUAAUAAUAAUUAUGAAGUAAUUAAGCAUAAUGAACAACAAAUUAUUAAUGAAGAAGAAUUAUUAAAGAUGAGAUAUGAAAUUCGUAGGUUAAUAAACUGCGGGGAGGUCAAUAGAUGUAUUGAAUAUAUUAAGGAACAAUUACCUGGAUUAUUAGAGGAAAAUACGAUAUUAUUAUACGAGUUAAGAUUAGUCGAAUUUUUGUUAGAGAUUAAGAAUAAUAAUAAAUCAAUUAAAGAUAUUUUAAAAUCUGCGCAUGAAUUAACUCAACAAUUUGUUCAAGAUCCUGAGAUUAAAAUUGAAUUAAGACAAAAAUUUGAGAAAGAAUUAUUUAAUGUAUCAGGAUUAUUAGCUUAUGAGGAUCCAUUAGAAGAAGCACCUGAUGAUCUUUCAAUGUAUCUAUCUAAUGAAUUUUUACAGGAUCGAUUAUUUCAAAUAUUAAAUUCUAAUAUAUUAGAUUUUCUAGGGAAAGAUAGUAAAUGUGCAUUAAAUAAUAUUGUUAGUUAUACUAGAUCGAUGCUUUCAACGUUAGUCACAUAUGGAGAUCAACAUUAUCAAUCCUCCACGCAACAUAAAUAUUACAAGAUAUUGAAUAUGGAUGAGGAUCUGUUGAAUUUGUGA